Spodoptera exigua (beet armyworm) is the source of this 1086-nucleotide messenger RNA. The record is from the annotation of a GenBank genome assembly. Lineage: Eukaryota; Metazoa; Arthropoda; Insecta; Lepidoptera; Noctuidae.
AUGAACAUAUCUGCGACUACAACUGCUGUUACAAAUGAGGAAGUUGCUGUAUCGGCAAGAUGGUCAGCUCUCCGUGCAGCGGCGACCAGACGCGGUGGUGCUCGGCGCCUGCGCAGGGAAAUGGCCGCGCUACGGGAGACACUCGACGAUAUAUGCGAACCAGGAGACUGUGCUCCACAACCACACACCAGAGCUCAGCUACAUAGAAGAAUUGAGGAACUAAAGGAACGACUAUCCCGUCUGCUAGAAUGCAAGGUAUCGAUGCUGAAGCUGACUGUGUCAGUACGUCGUGCACUUGGGGAUAUGGAGAACGAUGACGGAGGACUGGCUGCUGACCUAGCAUCACUGCUAUCUGCAUGGGAUGAUGCUCAUCAACGGACUUCAAACGAACUCUUAUCUCUGGAAAAAGCGGUCUGCGCUUGGGCAGAAUGGGAGAGUGCUCUCCGAGAAUUGCAGGGUGCACUAAGAGGAGAUCUGGCGACCUUGGAGGCAUUAAGAGACCGCGGUACUGUGACUGGGGACCAAACCGAAGUUGCCGCCCAAAUAAGGCAAUUGGCUGCGUCACUUGUGGAUAAAAAGAAGGGUGGUUCAACAUGCGACUCAUUGUCCGACUCCGGUAUAUCGGACGGAGACAGCGAAGGUGCUGGACGACGUGCCAGAAGGCUCAGUGCAUUGCGGGAACUAGCCCGACGCCUGCAAGCUGCCCUAGCACCUAAUUCGCCAGCUCAGAGAGCUAUAGCAAAGCGUAUGGAACAAACUGAGAACGAAGUGCGCACGUUGCAAGAAUCAUGCCGUGCGCUCGUAGAACUCAGCAUUCCAGAUCUUAAGAUUGAGGAGGAAAGCAGGGACAAAACGAUUGCGGCCGUGACAAGCAGCAAGACAGGUUCAGGCGACCCUGACUACAGUCCCCGCGGAGGUUGGGUGUGGAGGGUCCUGCGGUCCUCGCUGCCCAUCCAGUUGUGCCUCGUGGCCCUGCUCCUAGCCGCUUGGCUGGUCGAACGCCCACGAUGCUGCGACGCCCUCAACUCCCUAGCUCAGACCCUGACUCCUCAGCUCCGCUACGUUCGCGGACCACCACCAGUCUGA